AUGGGGACGUAUGAUUUUUCAAUUUCAGGUCCACUUAUGUUGGCGCUGACGUCAUCCAAACCAUCUUCUGCUCGCCUAUUCCUUUCGCAUUCUCAAGACGAGAUGGAUGCUUUCUAUCCACCGCUACCACAUGACACUCGUUUGGCUUAUGCUGUAUCGAAAGGCGACAGUUCAGAGACCAAUCAGGUUCUCAUCACUUGGAAAGCCGCUGAUCGUGUCAGGUCAGCCGAAGCAAAUCGCUAUCGCUACUGUGCGAUAGUUUCUCGACGUGUACCGGACUGGGCAGUGUGUGGUGAACUGAAUGAGGGCCUUGAGUCCAUUCACUGCGUACCACAAACGAACAAUUCUAUGAUUAUACAGAAAUUACGGUCAGGAAAGCGCUACUUCAUUACGUUAUUCGUGCGAGAUUCACUUCAUGGCAGCACGUCGUCUUACGAAACGCUUGAAGUGAACUUGAGAAAGACUGUCGACAACAGUAGUCAGGAGGAGAAAGAGGAUGAGGUAAAAUCGCUUCAUAACGCCGUCCUGGAAUCCGGUAAUCUGCCUGCCAAGAAGGGCUCAACGCUCGACUACCAAUUCGUCGUGCCAAGCGAUGUGGUGAAAAGUAAUAAGGUAAAGACUUCGAUCAUACAACGACGAAAACAAAUCGGCCAGUACUCAUUAGUGCCUUCGGUAGUCUACAAGAUCACUAGAGCAAUUCAUCUGGACGAUUUAGGACCAUUCCAUCCCCUCAAAGAAAUCAUAGACUGUAAUAGG
Molecule: messenger RNA, 756 nt
Organism: Cooperia oncophora
Lineage: Eukaryota; Metazoa; Nematoda; Chromadorea; Rhabditida; Trichostrongylidae
Source: the annotation of a GenBank genome assembly